Messenger RNA from Pelodiscus sinensis (Chinese soft-shelled turtle), 3274 nucleotides. Lineage: Eukaryota; Metazoa; Chordata; Testudines; Trionychidae. The record is from RefSeq and is a predicted model, not a curated record.
AUGGAGGCAUGUGACCUAGAACUGAGUCUCUGGGUGGUAGCUCUGCUCAUUGGUACUAUAGAGAGUAUGUCCAAUUUAAGUUUCAUGGGUAUCCCUUGUCUUGAUGAAGUUGGUACUGAAGGUUUGUUGGCCACAGAGGAUAGCAUUCCCAAUGCAGUUGGUGCCAAAGAAGUGAGAGCUGGUACUAAAAGAACAAAACCAAAUAGGAAGUUGACAUUCCUAUAUCUGGCCAAUGAUGUCAUUCAGAACAGCAAAAGGAAAGGACCAGAAUUUACAAAAGACUUUGCACCAGUUAUAGUUGAGGCCUUUAAGCACGUUUCAAGUGAAUCUGAUGAGAGUUGUAAGAAGCACCUUGGCCGAGUGCUCUCUAUCUGGGAAGAAAGAUCGGUAUAUGAAAAUGAUGUAUUAGAACAACUUAGACAAGCUUUGUAUGGUGACAGAAAGGGCAGAAAGCGCAUAUUUGAACAGAUAAAAGUUGAUGAAAAUAACUGUUCAGCACAAAGUUCUCCAAGUGACCCUCCACAGACUGCAGAUCUUAUUAGAGCAUUACAAGAACUAGAAAAUGCAGCCUCGGGGGAUGCAGCAGUUCAUCAGAGGAUAGCUUCAUUGCCCGUAGAAGUACAGGAUGUGUCCUUAUUAGACAGAAUAACAGAUAAGGAAUCUGGAGAACAGCUUUCCAAGAUGGUAGAUGAUGCUUGUAUGGUACUGGCGGAUUACAAUGGCAGGUUGGCAGCUGAAAUAGAUGAUAGAAAACAAUUAACUCGAAUGUUAUCAGACUUUCUACGAUGUCAAAAAGAAGUCCUUGCAGAAAAAGAGCAUAAGUUGGAAGAAUACAAGCGCAAGUUAGCCAGAGUAUCCCAGGUGAGAAAAGAACUUAGGACACGAAUCCAGAAUCUUCCUGAUCUGUCUCGACUUCCCAAUGUCACAGGAAGCCAUGUGCACCUACCAUUUGCCGGAGACAUCUACAAUGAUGAUUGAUUAUAAGAACAUCUAUUUCUAUAGCCUCUGCUCUUCUGUGGAGUGAGGGGUAGGUCAGACUGAUUGAUAUUCCCGUAGUAUUAUUUUUGUACAUUGUUGGAGAGUGGUGGUAAAAAAUGCUCCAAAUAAUUUAUAAGAAUUGUUUAAAAUAUUGAUUUGUUUACUGUUUUAUUGGCAAGUGAACAUAUUGGUACAUUUAUAAAAGGUGGCAUCUGUAUAUUAUUAUGUUAAAGAAUGAGUAAUUAUCUUGAAAUAUUAUCUUUUGUACAGAUUUUGAUCAGGUGCCCUGUAAGAAACUGAUACAUUUCUUUUAUUUUUCUUAUGUACCCUCUAUUCAAUGUAGUUCACAUUACAAUCAAAGAAUACAUUUAAAUUGCCACAUUUCAGUGCCUAGUGAGGCAAUGGAACAUUGUGGAAAUCAUAAUUUUAUGUUUCUAAGAAGACUACUGCAAUUUAUUUUUUGUGUGCGGAGUGAUGUUUCUGGUUAUUUAUUAAUUUAAUUUACCCACGCCCAAAUAAGACUGUUGAUUUAUUUUCAAGUAAAUACUAUUAACCAGAUUUGAAAAUGGAAAAUAUAAAUCAUGAUAAAUUGAACACAUUUUAGGUGACUCAAAAUUGGCAUAAUAUUUACUUUUAAAUAUUAAAAUUAAAAAUACUGCUUAAGAGCCAAACAUUUUAAUUAGUGCAAUAGAAAUAUUUUUUUUCUCUGACAGCUUGGUUUCUGAAUUGAAGGAGCACUUUGUACAAUAACCUAUUUCUGCCACAUUCAUCUCCAUUAACAAACCUGAUCCAAUAAAUGUGACAUCAUUCCACAAUUUUAAUUACUACAAAUAGCAUUUUGAAAGCUAUAGAAAAUUUGGAUCAGAGCAUCCUCUCCCAUGAAGAAACUUGUCCAGAGAGGCCAUUGAGAACUACUACUCCCCUGCCUCUGAGCCUCUCAGCAAACAUAUAAGUCUUGGUCUCCUUUUCUUACAAAGAGGGGAUUUUCUCCCAGAAAAUCUAGGCCACUCUGUAUAUUAAACUGCAAGAAUCAUUGCUGAAUGUGGGUUUAAAAACAACCUGUCACUGUAUAAAUAUAUUUGUAUGUCAAUAACUAAACUAUCAAAACAAAGUUGUUUACCCCCUUCCUUUUAAAAACACUAAGAAGUGGGUGUUUAAGGAUAUUUAAGAGCCUCAAGAUGCAGCUAGAUGCCUAGUGGGAUUUUCAAAACUGCCUUACUAGCUAUUGAUAGGAGUUAAGCAUCUAGGAAUUUUUGAAAAUCCCACUAGGCUCCAAGUCCUUUAGGCCCCUAAAUACUCAUAAGCAUCUGACCCCAAAUGUAUGUUUGUUUUACUCUGAGAGGCUUUAUUAUUAAGUGUUCUGGUGAGAGGCUUGCCUAAAGAAACCAUUUCAUUGUAAACCUUUAUAAGCAAUAUUAAUAAAUACCCACUCUUAAUUAUAUGUGUCAUGAAAAUUACAUUUACGUCAGUUUAAACAAAAAUAAAGUUUACUGCCAUUUAACACAUUACUGCACAUCCCACUUUGCAGACUUAAAACCAGUAGCUUUAAAAAUAAAAUAAACUGAGAUGACUCAUAGUCAUGGAGUAAAAUCCUGACCCUACUGAAGUCAAUGGAAGUUUUGCCAACUAGUCAUUGGCCAUGGAAUAUUUAACCACUGUCAGCAGGAUAUAACAACCUUCUUUAUGAAAAUAAUCAUAUUUUGACAAAAACAUAUACCUUUUUCAAAAGAGGAAAUUCUGGCUGUAUCACAAAUGGGCAGUAAUUAGCUGGAAAAAUAGAUGGAUUGAAAUUACAGGAUCUGCACAGUAUCAUUACUUCAGAAUAAGGUUUGGCAGUCCAUACAAAGAUCUCAGGAAGUUUGGACUUUCACCCAUGGAUUUCUCUGUGCAUCUGAAGGUGUGUGUGGGGGGAAAAAAGGGCCAUACUCUCUGCUGUUUCCCCAGAUUUUUCCUGUUCUCCCUGACAGUAUACCAUCUAGGCUGCUGCUGCAUGGCUUCUCAAGCCACACCUCACCCCAAAACACUCCCAAGUCCCCCUCAAGUUUACAUGCAUGAAGUAGGAACUUGUGAGAAUUAAAUAUGACAGGAUCAAACAUUAAUUCUUGAACACUUUACCCUGCAAUUUGCAAGGAGACAACAAUAUAUAGAGAUGUUUUCUUUGGGAGUUUCCCCCCAAAAAACCUGAUUAAGUCUAGACUGCAAAGAAAAGUUGGAGAAAGAUGUGCAAACUGCGAAACACCAUUUGCAAGCGGGGGGGGGGGUGUUCAAAAGAGGCUUUUCCAAAAUUUGGCCUGUC